ACUGGUUAUAAAAGGAAAGAGCCUUGACUCCUUCCUGGAUGGUUAAUGAUGGAUAAUAAUUAAGAGACAGAGAACUGGAGUGGGCACCCCACAAUGGCAGAUCAUACUGGGCUCCUGGCGCUUUCAGGUUGUGAGUCAAGUGGAGUCAGUUUGUCACUGGAGGUCAUGCAUUCGAGGGGUCAUUCACCCUGGACUGGCAGCAAAGGCAUCAGGCCUGGGUGUGUGCUAAGGGCAGAGCUACCAAAUGGGCCCCUGCUGGUGUGAGCUCUGUAGGUGGAUUGCCUAGCUACAACUGCAUUUCUCAGAAGAGUUCCUGUGAGGAAGAAGGGGAAAACACAGAAACCAGGGCCAUUCCACCCAGCCUCAAGUCCCAGGAAUCCUGGGUCCAGGGGCAGAAACAUCUCAAUCAGGAACAGGAACAUGGACCACAGUGCAGAGAAAGCUGCAGCCAAUGCCGAGGUGCCCCAGGAACUGCUGGAAGAAAUGCUUUGGUAUUUUCGUGCAGAAGAUGCGGCUCCUUGGAAUUAUUCCAUCCUGGUCCUGGCAGUCCUGGUGGUCAUGAUAAGCAUGUUCCUCCUGAGAAGGAGCAUCCUGGCAAACAGAAAUCGAAAGAAGCAGCCACAAGACAAAGAAACACCAGAAGACCUGCAUCUUGAUGACUCCAUAAUGAAAGAGAACAACAGUCAGGUCUUCCUAAGAGAGACAUUGAUCUCAGAGAAGCCAGACUUGGCCCCGGGGGAAACUGAGUUGAAAGAGAAAGACUCAUCACUUGUCUUUCUGCCAGACCCACAGGAAACCGAGAGCUAGGGAGCGUUGAGAGUACCCCAUAAUGCCGCUAACUUAUUUUUAGCAGACUCAAUAAACAAACUACAAUC
Mus caroli (Ryukyu mouse) is the source of this 875-nucleotide messenger RNA. RefSeq names its product SLC51 subunit beta (gene Slc51b). The record is from RefSeq and is a predicted model, not a curated record. Gene Ontology annotation, biological process: bile acid and bile salt transport. Gene Ontology annotation, molecular function: protein heterodimerization activity; transmembrane transporter activity. NCBI's taxonomy places the organism in Eukaryota, Metazoa, Chordata, Mammalia, Rodentia, Muridae. Gene Ontology annotation, cellular component: plasma membrane; protein-containing complex.